GAGGGGAGAGCGGCGGGGCCGGGCCGGGGUUGUGAGGGGAGGGGAUCCCCUGAAAGGGAUCGGGGAGAGGAUCCCCUGAAGGAGAGUCUGUUUUGCCUUGGGGGGCUCUGGAAGGAAUCCCGGUGAGAUCAUGGACGGUGAUGAUGAUUUGGAUCUGUUGGUCUCCCUCUUGGAAGAAAAUGAGGAAGCUGAAGAGGGGAAUUCUCCUGAGAAGGAAGAUGCCCCAAAGGAUGAGGAGGGAGAACCAGAUGAGUAUGAUGAGCUCUUUGAUGCAGAAGAUGAUGCCUCAUACACUGAAGAGGUGGAUGCUGACGACAGCGUAAUCUGUGAGCAGAAAGAGAACCUGGCUGUGCUGUUUGGAGAUGUGGAUGACCUGCUGGAAGAAGAGGAGGCAGAAAAAGCUGUCUCUGCUUCGGCUCCCAGCCAGGGAGAAGAGAAAACCAAUGAAGAAUUACAAGCUGAGCUGAGAAAAUUGCAAGAACAGAUGAAGAUGUUACAGGAGCAGUUGCAGAAGGCUGCCAUCGGGCAGCAAUCCAGUUCAGGCCCUGAGCAGAAAGCCCCUGGCAAAUCUCCCUGUCCACCCUUAAAGGAAAGGAAAGUUCAGAAGCUGCAGGAGUCACCGUGUUUCUUGGCCCAGCUGGGCAAUCCUUUACCAACAGCCAAGCGAGGAAACCAGAAAGCAAAAGCCUCCUCAGCAGAGACCAAGACUCCUCCACCGCGACAAGUCCUCAGUCUGGCGUUCCAGCCUCUCAAGUCUGCGCCAGGGAACACACCCAGUAAGGUGACCAGAGAGAAGACUCCUCACGUGCCUACGUGCUCCAGCACGACACUGCAGCCCGUGUCUGUGGAAACCUUCUCGGGACUGAGAUUGAGAAAACCCCGGGUUUCAUCAGCUGAGAUGGACAGGAAGAUGGCUAACCGGAAGCUGAUCCGCCUGUCCCAGCUGAAGCACAAACUUGCUACUGAAAAUCUAGAGGAAACAGACUGGGUAACAUUUGGAGUCAUAGUAAAGAAGGUCACUCCUCAGAGCACAAAUAACGGCAGAACCUUCAGCAUCUGGCGGCUGAACGACCUGCGCGACCUCAGUCAGUGCGUCUCGCUCUUCUUGUUUGGUGACGUCCACAAAGAACUCUGGAAGACAGACCAAGGCACAGUCAUUGGGGUGCUCAAUGCAAAUCCUAUGAAACCUAAGGAAGGCUCAGAUGAGGUGUGUUUGUCUGUUGACCACCCGCAGAAGAUCCUGCUCAUGGGUGAAGCUCUGGACAUGGGCACCUGCAAAGCCAGGAAGAAGAAUGGUGAUCCCUGCCUGCAGAUCGUGAACCUGAACGACUGUGAGUAUUGUCAGUAUCACAUACAAUCCCAGUACAAGAAGCUGAGCUCAAAGCGGGCAGAUCUGCAGUCUACCUUCUCCGGUGGCCGCAUUCCCAGAAAAGCUGGACGGAAAAAUCCCAGUUUGAAGGAGAGGCUGUGCCAGGAUGGAUUUCACUACGGAGGAGUCUCUUCAACAGCAUAUGCGGCUUCGGUGGCAGCUGCUGCAGUGCCAAAAAGGAAGGUUCAGACCACUCUCUCCAAUAUAGUCGUGAGAGGAGCUGAUGCAAUUGUCCAAGAAACCAGGCAGAAAAUUGGUGCAGCAAAGAGACCCGUGCCGUGUUCUGAGGAAUUCAAAGAACUGCUGGCACAGCCAACCUUUGGAGCACGAAACCUCUGCAAGCACUGGACCAAAGUAGAUGCUGAAAAGAAGCAAGAUGCCGGUUUCCAGUCUAUCUCCGCAUCAGCACUGCUCAGGCAACAGAAACAGAAGUUGCUGGAGGCCAGGAAAAAGCGAUCUGAGGAGAUUCAGAGACGGUUUCUCCAGAACACAAGUAAAGCUGGAAGCCCCGCUCUGCCAUCCACCUCCAGACAGACUUCGCUUCUUUCCCCAACACCCGGGGCAGAAUUCCCCAAAGCUGCAAAAAUGUCAGUUCCUCCAAGGCCCAGGCUGGGCACAGGCUUCUCAGAAGGAGAAGAUAUCCUUUUCUUUGACGGAUCUCCACCUCCAACACCAAAGCUGGACAGCUUGGCAGAAGCCAAAAAGCUGGCUGCAAUACACCGCCUACGAGCAAAAGGCCACGUUCUUGCUAAAACCGAUCCAAACAGCGCCAAGCGGAAAAGAGCCGAUCUUGAUGGUGUCCUAGAAAUUGUUGAAAGAGUUGAGAAAAACAUUGCUCAGUCACAGAAUGCAGGAGAGAAUGAUGUGGAUGAACAGGAGCCUGCCCAGAAGAAACGACGCGAGCAGCUGGCCUACCUGGAGUCAGAAGAGUUCCAGAAAAUCCUGAAUGCCAAAUCCAAGCACACAAGUGUCCUGAAAGAGGCUGAGGCUGAGCUACAAGAACAAUACUUCCAGCCACUGGUGAAAAAAGAAGAAAUGGAAGAGAAGAUGAGGAGCAUUAAAGAAGUGAAAUGUCGAGUGGUGACAUGUAAAACGUGUAAUUACACCUACUUCAAGCCUCUGGAGACCUGCGUGCAGGAUAACCACGACUACCACUGGCAUGAUGGCAUCAAGCGGUUUUUCAAAUGUCCUUGUGGCAACCGAGCUAUUGCCCUUGACAGGCUCCCAAAAAAGCCCUGCAGUACCUGCGGCCUCUUCAAGUGGGAGCGAGACGGGAUGCUGAAGGAGAAAAAAGGUCCAAAGAUCGGUGGAGAAACACUUUUACCAAGAGGGGAAGAACAACCAAAAUUCCUCAAUAGCCUGAAGUGACCUGAAGUUGAUGUUUUCCCAACGCACGGAUGAAUUUCUACGUCUAACCCACACAUUUCUUUACUGGAACGCCAGGAGGAUUCUGGCUUUGGGGUGACAAAUGAGCAGAGAAAUCAAUUCCUUGUGGGAAGGACGUCCACAAAGUCUUUGCCAAACCACUGCAUGGAUAUCCAGCUUUGAUCUUAAAAGUGACUGAAUGAGGCUGCGUGUGAAAUACACAUUCGUGUCAGUUCUUUCUUAGUAACAACUUGUUUACAAGACUUAACCUAGAAAACAGAAUGGUAGUGUGGAAUCUGUACUGAGAAAACCCUAGGAAUCCCACGAUUUACGUUGAAUGACUGUGCCAGAUCUUAAAGGGAAGAAAUCAUCGUGAACGGGGAGGACUGCAGACUCUAUAAGCACUUGUGAAGUUAGUGUUGUGGUGUGUAAUGCCAACCUCGUGCCUUUUCAGCUGAGGGCAGAAAAAGGGUGCAGGAGGGUUCUACCUACACAGUAGGUCCUCCUCGGGCCCAAAAUUACUCACUUGGACUGCUCAAGAACAGAUUUCAAGUGGUUCCUGGGUCAUCAUCUUGACUUACGACUUCAAAAAUGCAUCUGUGCCUUUAGCAUUGCAAGCCCACAGUGUCUGCACUGGAGCCUGGCCAGAGCUCUUUUAAAAGCAGUUUCCCUACCAUGCAGCCCAGGCUGGAUUCCCAGCACCAUCUGCACCACGUUUGUACAGCUACAACUCCCACUUUGCAAAGGGUGUUUUAAUGAAUCUGGCAUUGCUUUGCGCGUGCUUUUAAAGAGCAGAGUGAUUACAUUUCAUAGCUUUUACCCUUCUUUCUAUCUCUAAAAAUCCUUCCCAGUUAUUACCAUGUGGACCUCCGAUGCUGGCACUGCUGCCAGGGGACCAGGAGCUGUCUCAGGUGAAGCAAGACCAGGCUUCCCCGGGUGGCUCAGCAGGAGGGCUGUCCCCAUGCUGGCACAUCUCUCCCAGCACAUGGUGGUAGGGAUGCCAGCUGAAUUCAUCUUUCUCUUGCCUCCAACUUGUGCCCAGGAGGUGUCUUUAGGUACCUAACAUCAGCAGCUGCCUAUGUUCUGGUGAAACUGCUGCAGCCUCUUGUCCCUGUGGCCUCAUCAAUACCUUGUGUUUGCUUGCACAAGGGCUGCAAAUAAGUGACUCUGUUUUAAGCAGGUGUGCCAAUUUACCUCCAUACUCUGCAGCCCUCAUCUCCAUGUGGUGCUUUUGCUGGGCAGAUCAGCUCAGCUUAUUACAUUCAUUUCAGUCUCAUUUCGAUACCAUUUGUUGGGGGGCAGGGGUGUGUCACUGUUUGGUGACUGCAAAUAUGGAACUGUGACACUGCUUGGAAACAUCUCCUCUUGAUUCAUUCAGAAUAAACACUGUGCAAUAGAGCACUCCCUGGGGCUGUAUGGGUUCAUUUCUCUAAGGAUGAUGAUGAGCUUGGUGCUUGCUCAGCAUCUUCAUUUGCCUGAGAGUUCCUUGCUGAAUCACCAAAAGAAAUUGGUUCAUGGUCUGUAACUGGCUCCCACACUGUUGGUUUUUUGUUUUUUUUUUUUCAUUCAGGCAGGCAGGCAUUACUCAAUUGGAGUCCACAAAAGCAGAGUGAAAUUCUGCAUCGGCCUUCAGGCAGCAAGCUGAAAGCUUCAGGGUUUUUCCAGCUCCCAUCCCAGGCCCCUAGAAAGGAAGUUCUGCAGCAAUCCAACUGUCAGAAGUGAGGGCGUGCUUUAUCUUCACAAGGUGCACGCACUCCGGUCUCCAUUGAUCCCUGCAUGCAAAAGCAGGGUGCAGGUACCAAAACCAAUUGCUUUGCUUAAACCCAGCAGGAAACGAGGGAGUGGUGGGGCUUCAUUUUCCCGAUUCUACGUGCCUCAGUCUAUUUUGAGAGCUGCUUAUGCCAGAGAUGGCUCCAGCCCAGCAGAAGCAGGCAGGACGAGAGCUACCCUGUGAGUGCACAAACCCCUGCCACCUCCUCUAAAGCGUUAAGUAAAACUGCACUGGAAAUGUAAUGCCAAAAGUGCAUCGUCAGAGCAGAGGGGCUGCUUCCUGCAAGGUGCAAAGUGCCCUCGCUCCAUCAGGGUUGCUGCAAGGUCAGGGCACUGUGCAUUAGCUCCAUAAGGCUGCCUGCUAAACCUUAACAAACACAGUAGUGCAUAGAAUCCUACAGCAAUAAUUUCAUCUAAUUGUAAGUAUCGUUACGAUACUAUGAUUAUUAAUAAUCUUACAUUAAUGUAGUAUCAACAAAAAAUAUAUCAAGAGAGAUAUUAGAGGAAAAAAUCAAGAACUGAAGCACAUCUCCUGUCAUCAUUUUUCUUUGUAGGUCAGGUUUUCUUUGAAGUGUUGCAGCUGUUCAGCCUCAGAGCCAUUAUUUUGUAUUUGCAUAAAAAGCUUUUGCAGUGCAGUAUUUGGUUAGGUUACUCACUUACUUACACAGAGGGCAGAAAGCCCAUCUGUCUGGCUGUGAGCGGUGGCACUCCCUGCUCAGAGGCUGAUGCUCAGGCACACGUUUUCCAUCCAGGCCAUGGGAGGCCACUUUAAAGAUUCUUCCUCCUGCUCGCCCCUCCCACAGGCAACUGGUUUCGUAACCAGCCCUUGGUCAAGCAGAGCUUAAUGGUGUUCAUCGUAUAAGCCAAAGAAAGAAACGCUGAUAACUGCAUUUAGAGGUAGUUUCCUGCCUUUAGGAACCCUGGGAGUUUGGUUGCUCUAGAGCUGUGAAUACACAGGAGAGGGAAGAACAUUGUGUCCUCUUGCUCCAUGACAAGGUGAGCCCUGGGGCUCACAAUAAUCAAGCAGCUCAUGGGAAAGCUUGAGUGCUGGAGUCUUGAAACCAAAGCAGAGAUGAAAUAAUUCAGUAAAAUAAGGACAGCAGCAGUUUAUCUGUGUAGAAGAAGAGACACAACAACGGUAACCCGUUGUUCUUCUUGAAGCUCAUGCAUAAGUGAUGAAGAGUACAUGCUUCCUAUUGGAGAAAGGGGAGAAGAGCACAAGGGGCUGAGGAUAUCUCCAGUGCUGGGUCAGGUCCACUAUCCAUCAGGAACCGUCCUUGCUAAGGAGAAAGGUACUGCUUGCAGUUAAAUUGUGGUCAGUUGCUUAUCAUCCUCUGGGGAGCUGCACUGAGCCUGGACACCUCAGCAUAGGAAACAGCUUGGGUCUCAGCUUCGUUAAACUGCAAAAGCUUUUGAAGAGCUGAAUCAGCUUUGAAAGCUUGUAAUAUGGUUAAUUAAACUUCCUUUUCUCCCCAUUUCUUUUGUAUGAAGGUACAACUUUGAUCUGCAGCAGUAGGCAACAAAACCAGGCUUCAAAACCUUUCCUCUGGCUCCCGUUCAAGUGCCUUCCUAUCAAAGCACCAGCUGUCAGGGAGGUCAGGAGGCACAGAUUAAAUCUGAUAUCUGAACUCUUAGUCUAGAAAAACGCAUCUGAACUUUAAAAAAGGACUUCCUCUGCAUUUAUUGUCUUUUACCAGGCUACACAGAAGCACUUACUUUCAACACGUUAAGGCAAUUCGUGAGGCUUUACCAGCGGGGCUUCCUGCAAAUGCAGACAGCUGAAUAAGGGAAAAUGUGUUGGUACCCAACGCCUGGCUUCCCUUCCACCAGCCCCAAACCAUCAGCACCUCAAAAGCUGCAUCCAGAGAGCACAGAGGCUGACGUCCUCUUCACCACACCUGCAGAGGUCUGUGUCCAACCGCUGGGGCGUGUGUUUUGGAAACUAUCACUGUGGAAUCACUGUUGGGUGGAAGAGCAAGCAGGAAGAACUUCCAGGUCCCAGCCACUCUCCUGCACCCAAUGGGCUGGCUGAGAAGGAGCCAAGGAGCUCUGGUCAACCUGGCAGCGCCCAGAGUCGUUUCAGGGGGAAGGGAUCAGAGCCCUCUGCAUUACCACGGUGCUGGUGAGCUCAACUGGCACAAUGUUGGGCAACCUCACCUCUACGGUGUGCUGGACCUAUUGUAAGAAGGAACAAGCACAUCUCUCAUCAGGAAGGACGACUCCAGAGGUUGGUCUAAUGAUCUAAGAGGUCUUUAGCAUCUUCGUUCCUCGGAAAGAGGAAACUUAAGCAUUGAUCCACAGACUUUGAAAAACAAGGUUCUUCCUUCCCUUCUCUCCUGCAGUCCUACUAAGAGAGUCUGGAAACUCAAAAACAGGGACUCAGUGGACACCUGUAGCUUUUCCCUGUGGCCAUAGCUCCCUCUGCAGUCAGCUCAGCUACAGGUGUAGCCCCAACAGCACAGACUGUACCAGCAACUGGACAGGAUGCCCAAGGUGCUCAUGGAGACAGCAGAGAGUACGAGCAGGGCUGAGCAGAGCCUCCAGCCACCAGAAUUCAUUCACUCAUGUCAUGCAGCAAACAAAGACCAGGCUGAGAAGGUUCAGGACGUUUCAGAGCAGGUGCCCCAGCAGUUCUGGG
Numida meleagris (helmeted guineafowl) is the source of this 7142-nucleotide messenger RNA. RefSeq names its product minichromosome maintenance 10 replication initiation factor (gene MCM10). Gene Ontology annotation, cellular component: nucleus; replication fork protection complex. Gene Ontology annotation, biological process: DNA replication initiation; DNA replication. Gene Ontology annotation, molecular function: single-stranded DNA binding; DNA replication origin binding. The coding region runs from base 131 to 2737 and encodes 868 amino acids. NCBI's taxonomy places the organism in Eukaryota, Metazoa, Chordata, Aves, Galliformes, Numididae. The record is from RefSeq and is a predicted model, not a curated record. The transcript is spliced from 20 exons.